Uranotaenia lowii is the source of this 2842-nucleotide messenger RNA. Its product is annotated as mucin-4-like. Gene Ontology annotation, cellular component: plasma membrane; cytoplasm. The transcript has 4 exons. NCBI's taxonomy places the organism in Eukaryota, Metazoa, Arthropoda, Insecta, Diptera, Culicidae. The coding region runs from base 1457 to 2842 and encodes 461 amino acids. The record is from RefSeq and is a predicted model, not a curated record.
AGCGAUUCGGGUCGGUUGGGUGUUCGCUUAUUUCGUCUCGGUUUAGCAAACGUUAUCCGUUUCUCGAUUUUUGUUCACGGUUCGUGCGUUUGCGUUAUUAUUGCCGCCGUCUUGUGAUUGUGCAAAAGUGUGACCCCUUGUGAACAGUGAUCUGCGGUUUAUGAUCAAACAAAUUUAUCCCGUUCGUGUUAAUCCUCGUAUUGAACCAAGUCAGCGAACACAGUGAUAGGCCUCUGUUUCACCUUUGCAAAAUAUGUCGUGAAUUCCGAGGAAAAAAGCAUACCGAUGCGCACGGAUCCGGUGUAUCGAUCCGUUCGACUGUGAACUGCUGCUGCUUCCAAACGUCGAUCAAUUGCUCACUAAUUAUGAGCGCCAAUGUGUGAUCGAAUAGAAGAAAACAAACAAGAAAAAAAGUUAUACCGGAGUGCGGAAAGAGCCGCAAAUGAAGAAACUGCUGGCCCCAAUCACAUCCGAUUAUUUUGGCAAAUACGUCUAUAAUUCCCCAAGUCAGUCGACUACCCAACCUAACGCGCCAUCAUCCAGUGGAAGUGAGAGGUGAAUCAAAAAGUUUAUCCAUACAUAUGAACCGGAUGUUCGAAGAUCCACAAAUUAAUCCAGUGAUCACCGAUCGCCGAGAGCAGUCAAUUUCUCGGAUUCAACUAUUGAGGAAGCAAAACGCCUUAACGUCAUCGUGGUUCAUCAGCAGACGGGGAGAGUAUAAUCGAAAUUGGAGUUCGAUCACCUGCUCUGGGAGUGCAUGAAGCUGUCGCGUCGCGGUCGAUCAUUGAAGCCGCGCUUUUCGGUCGCUGAAUUAUACGCCACGCGCGACCGUUAUUAGACCGGCAUAACUGUGUGCCCCAGUGCGAUAUUGCAAAGCCCGGUUCGGGUGUGGUGCACCUGUAUCUUGUCUCGUGAAUCUGCCAACCGGAUCGGUUGCGCUUUCCAAAAAUCCAAAUCGGUAGCAAUAAUCGUUUUGAUUCAGUGUUGUGCGGGUAAACCUAACCCGAUGGUGGUGAAACCGGAAAUUGCCUGAAGAUCGUGGCAUCCGACUCGGAACGCCCGAGUUGCUGGUGCUAGUAUUUGUAGCUAAGUGUUUGUGUGUUUUUCUAAUACUCGGAAAUUAUGUCGAUCAACUAUCGACUUGCUUGAAGAUGCCCCGUAUAACAUAACAUUUGGGUAUUCGGUACCGGGUGCAAAGAAAAAGAUCUUCAGGGCAAAUCUCGUAGCUCACCCGUUGAUUGUUCCAAGAGUUUAUCCAACGGAUAAGUAUGUUUCGCUUGGCAUCAGGAAGGGAUAACAGUUUAGUUGCUGUACAUCGACAGAAAGUAAAAUAUUGGGCUGUGGGUUCGAGAAAGUGCACCAUACGCGAGUGAGACAGCUGCCGGGUUUUUUUAGUAAGUAAGUGCGCAAAGUGUACGGCGAUUGGUUACUAUCAAAGUUAGCGCGAAACGGCACCAUGAUGGAGACUCGUGGUGCGGUCCCGGGUGCCACUAGUGGGGCGGCUCACGGAGCACUAUUUCGAGAGAUCCACAAAAACACCUGGUUGAGAAAGUUGAACGGCGACGGGAAGCGACCCUCGGUUCUAGCGAAGAAACCGGACCGAUACUGGGUAGUGUUUUGUGUCCACGACGAUUCCGAAGCCUUUCUGGAGGGCUACCUUGAUCCGCGGCAGGCACCUUCGCACAGCCCGGAAUGGUCCCUUUCGCUCCAAACGGUGCAGCACAUUUCGCACGCCCUGGUGCCCGUCGAGCAGGAGUUCGAGUUCGUGAUAACGCUCAACAACGACGUUGCGCGGUUCAAUGCCAAUACCUGGGAAUGCAUGCAGGAGUGGGUGGAUUCGUUGCGAUCCAAACUGCGGGAGAUGAAACUGCUUUCACCCAAAGAAAAUCUCUAUUCUAAACUGCCAGAAGCAAGACCUCCGUUGGCUCCUACGAGGGAUCCUACUUCUCCGUUGCCAGCCACCCCACCAGUUCCUGCUGCCCUGGUUCCAGGCGUAGAGCGAGUUCAACCGCAUUCGUUGGCCAGCCACAGCACCCCAGCAAAUCCUCCAGGAGCUAGCAACAGCACGCUUCAACCAACUGUCCCGUUUCCUUCAACUAGCAGUGGUGGCAGCCCACCUUCUUCGACCGUUACAGGUGCAGCAGCAGUCCCCAUCAUUCAUCCUCCACCGCCCCCAACAACGGCCAUGUCCAACACAUCGACCCAGAAUCUCAUGAACUUGCUCACGAAUCCGUUGCAAGCUGUAAGCAGCAUAAACAAUCAGCACAUCAGCAGCAGUCAGCACCUAUUCGAUGCCAUAUCGUUAGCAUCCGAUCUAUCCGAGGGCAGCCUGGAAGAGUACUCGAAUGAUCUUAUCAAACGCUUCAUAUCGAGCACGAACGGUGGCAGCAAUGGCAGUCCGCUAACUUCACCUUCAGCCACGGCCAGCAACAAUGCGAAUGGUGGCAGCGGGCCAAGUUCCUUUUUUUCAACUCCCAUAACGGCGACGGCCAGUGGCAGUGGCACAAAUCUUCCGAAACCACAUCAGAAGCCACCGAAGGAGAACGGCUUUCACCAACUGCAACAAAGUAGCAGCAGCGGAUUAGCAUCAGCCAUCGCGGCAGGAACACCGGGAUCAUCCCUGGCCAGCACAUUCGCUCACAAUGUGCUGGCCGAUCCGAGUAGCACGUCCCUCAAGCGCCCGAGUGGACAAGUAGACAAAAAGGUGGUGGUUUCGGUCGACGGGAAAGCCGCGGAUGAUUCGUUUGCCAAUAGCGGAACCGACGACGACGACGAAGAUGCACACAAACUUUAUAAGGCGUACAAGACAUACCUACAUAGAAGAACGACGACGAUGAUUUAA